UCAACCACGUGGGUAUGAGUCAACAUAACCUAUAAUUUAGUCAAAAUGUCAAAAUCCGAAGAGCGGAGUAAAAAUGAAAAAAACCCAUUAUUUAACGAACUUUCAGCUGAAGGAUCAGAAUCCGAAUCAACUGUUAUUGAAAGUUUAUGUAUGAACUGUGGAAAAAAUGGGGUUACAAAGUUACUGCUUACAAAAAUUCCGUACUACAAGGACAUAGUGAUCUCGUCAUUUGCUUGCGAACAUUGUGGUUAUCAAAAUAAUGAGAUUCAGAAUGCGGGAAAAAUUACAGAAAAAGGAAUUAAAAUUACUUUGACUAUAGUUACCAAUAGCGAUUUAAAUAGACAGGUGGUAAAAUCCGAUUACACUUCUGUUCGAAUACCUCAUUUAGAUUUUGAAAUUCCUGCACAAUCGCAAAAAGGAGAGGUAACCACUGUCGAAGGAAUAAUUGAACGCAGCAUCGCUGGUUUAGAACAAGAUCAAGCGAAAAGAAAGACGGAAAAUGCGGACAUAGCGACACAAAUUGAAAAAUUUGUCGAAAAACUUGAAAUUCUUAAGGAAUGUCAAGAACCGUACAAAAUAAUAUUUGAAGAUAUUUCCGGAGAUUGUUUUGUAGAGAAUCCACUUAUGCCUCUUAAAGACGCCAAUUGCGAAAUAACAUUCUUUAAACGAACUUUAGAACAAAAUCACAUUUUAGGAAUUUAUUUGGAAAAUGAGGAUAAAUUAUUGAAACCAAUUGAAGAGGGAGAGUUUCCUUUGGAGGAAAUUGAAGGCGAAGUUUUAACAUUUCCGACAAAUUGUCCCGAGUGCAACAGUCCCUGCGAGACGAACAUGAAAGUGACCAAUAUUCCGUACUUCAAGGAAGUGGUAAUAAUGGCAACAACCUGCGAUGUUUGUGGACAUCGCACAAACGAAGUGAAAAGUGGAACGGGAAUAGAACCCCAAGGUGCUAAAAUAGAAGUGAAAAUAACAGGUAGAAAUGAUUUUAGUCGUGAUAUUUUGAAAUCAGACACCUGUCACAUGGAAAUUCCAGAAUUGGAAUUAGAAGUUGGACCCACAACAUUUGGAGGGAGAUUUACCACAGUCGAGGGAAUUAUAAUAUCAAUUAAAAAUCAACUCUCAAAUUCCACGGCAUUUAUAGGCGAUUCAAGUGAUAGGGAAACUGUUGAUAGAUUAGAUAAAUUUAUUUCCCAAUUAGAGGAAAUUCUCGACAGUAGAAAAGAAGUGACAUUAAUUUUAGACGAUCCCGCUGGAAACAGUUUUAUACAAAGUCUAUCGGACGAUGGACCAGACGAUAGAAUGAAAAUUACAAAAUACGAGAGAACUUUUGAACAGAACGAAGAGCUCGGAAUUAAUGAUUUAAAAGUAGAUAAUUAUUAAAUUUUUAUAUUUGUAAAACAUUUUUUAAAAAUUAAAUUUUUCAAAAAUAAA
Messenger RNA from Leptopilina heterotoma, 1428 nucleotides. It is a transcript of the gene Zpr1, whose product is annotated as zinc finger protein ZPR1. Bases 46 to 1377 code for a protein of 443 amino acids. The record is from RefSeq and is a predicted model, not a curated record. Gene Ontology annotation, molecular function: zinc ion binding. NCBI's taxonomy places the organism in Eukaryota, Metazoa, Arthropoda, Insecta, Hymenoptera, Figitidae. The transcript has 4 exons. Gene Ontology annotation, cellular component: nucleus; cytoplasm.